AUGCAGGCUCUUCCCCUCAUUACCCCCCACGUGUGGGUGCGUCGGGACAGAUUGAUCCGCUUGCGUCUAGGUACGUGGCUGGCUCAGAAGGGAGACUUCUUGAUGCACCACACCGUUCGGGGCAAGAGAGCGUCAGAUAAAAGGCCCCCCCGUCUGAUAGACGCGGACUCCAGCUACUCUCCUAGCCAUACGCUCAACGUCAUGCAGAGCCGAGUCGUCCUCUUGUUCAUCACACUCGUUGUGCUCGCAUGUCUUGCGGUCGCUAACGCCGUCCCUCUCUACGACGAGGCUGCCAUCAAGAGAGAGCUCAAGCAGUACAAGAUGAGACGUCGUGCGAAUCCCGCCGCGAUCCGGGAUGAUGGCUGGAAGCCCAAACCCUCCAAGAAAUGGCACGAGGAUGUCGCUGUUCCGACUCCCGCUUGA
Sparassis crispa is the source of this 423-nucleotide messenger RNA. RefSeq lists its product as hypothetical. NCBI's taxonomy places the organism in Eukaryota, Fungi, Basidiomycota, Agaricomycetes, Polyporales, Sparassidaceae. The record is from RefSeq and is a predicted model, not a curated record. The transcript has 3 exons. The coding region runs from base 1 to 423 and encodes 140 amino acids.